GUGAUGGUUUAUGUCAAGACAGUAGGGUCAUAAAUUGACUUCAUUUGCUCGUAAUCCAUAAAUGUCCAAAAGAAAAAUAAUUUGAAAGGCUUGUCUGGUGCAGUAAGGAAUGAUAAUGCUCAUCUCAAAGAGGGUGCAGACAUGUUCCAAACACCGUGGUACUUUGUUUUGGUCUUGUGCGUUUCCAUGACGCUCGGACAAGCGGAAAAUGUAUACUACAUCAGAUCACAAAACUACCCAGCGUACACUUGGGGCUAUGAUGUCAAAGGCGAGGCCUACAUCAUGACGGGGCUCGGCCAGCGACUUUUCCGCAUCAUCACCCCGGGUCUCACGGAGCAACCAGGCACUAUUUCCUUUGAAUCCUACGACAAACCGGGCUACUUUUUACGUCACUAUGGGAGUGAAUUACACCUAGAGCAUUCAAGCCAACCGAGAAAUUCGCACAUCUUUGCUCAAGACUCGACUUUUUUCGUACGGGAAAAUAAAUGGUUUCCAGAGUACGCUGCAUACGAGUCUGUCAAUUAUCCUGGGUCCUUUAUCCGCCACAGUUCGUCCCGUCUGCGAAUCGAUAAGUCGGACGGUUCUGAUCUGUUUAAGAAGGAUUCCAGCUUCAUACUGACUACUGGGAGCGACCUGCCACAGCCUGGCAUUGUUGGAAAAUAACCACCUGGGAGUUGUCAUUAUGGUGGGGAUCCAAAUAAUCUGAAGAUUUCUGAGUAUGGCAUCUGACAACUGACAGUGGAUAUUCUCAAUUUUAAGUCAUCUUUCGGGUUCUGAUACACUUUGAUUAAUAACAUUAAUACAUACACAUCCAAACAUCACUCAAAAAGAAACCAUCACUCAAAAAAGAAAGAACACGUUAUUUCACUGGAAUUCACCAACAAUCUCCCAGUAACGUGUACAAACAUAAGAGUGUUUUCCUGUUAGUUUCAGAUACCACCUUCUUCACUCAGUUAAACUUGAUGUAAUUGCCCCAGCCUCAGACCUCCCUGGUCUGAGACAAUAUGUUUCUUCCUACAUGUAGGAGAUAAAUGUUGUGUAACCCAGGUUGGUUGCUGAUUUUGUAGGUGAACGAUGAAUAAAAUGAACACAGUAGCCAGCGUUGUAGUUUCCUUACUUCUUUAUUCUCCAUACACGGGCUACAGGCUACAGGCAGGAACAGCCUUAGGUACAUCUGUUUAUAACCCAGUCAGUGCGUUUUUGAAGGAAAUGAUUGAGUGAGUGAUAACUAACUGUAAAGACAUACAAUUUAAGCAGUUUAAUUAGUGAAACUUCUUUCUAAAACACCACAAACAAAAAUCGAAAGGGUGUCACGACUGGGUGGUGAGAACCAGCGUCUGUGGUGUCAGAUAUGUGAAGGAUCUCACGGAGAUAACACCAAAAUUACGACUUGGCAAUGACCUUCUGCAAGUAUGCCU
Molecule: messenger RNA, 1418 nt
Organism: Lingula anatina
Lineage: Eukaryota; Metazoa; Brachiopoda; Lingulata; Lingulida; Lingulidae
Product: otogelin-like protein
Biological process (GO): L-arabinose metabolic process
Molecular function (GO): alpha-L-arabinofuranosidase activity
Source: RefSeq, a predicted model, not a curated record